Styela clava is the source of this 1625-nucleotide messenger RNA. Lineage: Eukaryota; Metazoa; Chordata; Ascidiacea; Stolidobranchia; Styelidae. The record is from RefSeq and is a predicted model, not a curated record.
CGAAGGUCUUUGAUUUUUUGGGUGCGGCUAUUUUUGUUGCAAUAAUUUGAGUCGAUGUUUUGUGCCUCUGUGUUACUAGAGAAUUAUAUUUUAUGAUAGAUAGACUAUACGAAUGUUAACAAAUGGCAGCUAACAAAAAUAAAUCAAAUGCUCAAGCUGCGCUUCACAAAGUUAUAAUGGUUGGAAGUGGAGGAGUUGGCAAAUCUGCGCUUACUCUCCAGUUCAUGUACGACGAAUUUGUUGAAGAUUAUGAACCAACCAAAGCUGACAGUUAUCGAAAAAAGGUAAUUUUGGAUGGUGAAGAUGCUCAAAUAGAUAUUUUAGACACAGCUGGACAAGAAGACUAUGCAGCCAUCAGAGAUAAUUAUUUUCGAAGUGGAGAAGGUUUUUUGGUUGUAUUUUCAAUUGCGGAAAAAACCUCUUUUGAUGACACCCAGGAAUUCAGGGAUCAAAUAUUGCGCGUUAAAGGAGCUGAUUCAGUAACAGCGAACAAUAUUCCAUUUAUUCUUGUUGGUAAUAAGUCUGAUUUAGAAGACAAACGUCAAGUCACACAAAGUGAAGCACAACAAUUUGCUGAUAAUAUGGGAGUUCAGUAUGUCGAAACAUCGGCCAAGACAAGAAGCAAUGUUGACAAAGUAUUUUUCGAUUUAUUAAAAUUGAUCAAAGAUGAGAAAAACAAAGUCGCGACUGCACAAACUUCAAGCAAUAGUCCUGAAUCUGAAGACUGUAUUGGACGAUGCAAAAAAUGCUGCACAAUUGUUUAAUUCCUUAUGUCGUCAUAAUCGCAUCACAAAACUUAAGACCAUCUGAAUGGUAGUUGAAAACAAUUCUCUAUAUAAUUUUAUUUCAAGACUUGCAGUGGCAAAAUUACAACUGCACGUACUUACAGAUUUAUGUACUUGAUCAAUGUAAAGCCGCACAUUAAAUGUGUUUUUUGGUCUUUUAAUUUUUUUGAAAAAUUUUGUCAAUAUAUGUCAGAGACUAUAUUCAUCUUUCUGCCAUAACUCGCUAGUGUUUACCUGUUUGAGUACACCAUGUGCAAACUAUUUAAAAAUAAUGCUACUAUUCCAAUUUUUUAGCACAAAUUGUCUUCAAAAAUGUUUGAGCAAAGUUGCAGUCAUGACAAUUUAUUUCAUGCCCAAACUUUCAUAUUCCAAAAAAUGAGAGAAAAACCAUCUUUGAAUAGUCACAUGUUAACUUUUUUCGGAGAAGCAGGACCUUUGUUUAUGGCACUCAUUAUAGUUUGAAAAAUUUUGGAAGUCCAAGGACUUUACUAUGAAAUUACAUAUUGUUUGUUGCUAUUAGGUAAAUUAAUUGCUAUCCAGUAAUCAAUCACAUGUCAUAGCAUAUGAUUAAAAGCCUGUAGAUGAAGAAUUGGAAAUGACUGAUUUUAUCCUUGUAAUUUAUGAUUCCACAAUUUUAUCUAUAACCUCUGCUUUCUAUUUAAUUGUAUUUCAAUUCAUAAUUUGUUAAUACUUCAUAUCAUAUUAACCUGCAGAUUGAUCUUGUUCUUCCUGUAGAUAAUUUUUGACUUAAUUGAGGCUAUGAUAUUGUAGAAAAAUUGUAGUGUAUUCUCACACUUAUUGCUCAACAUCUUGAAAUGAAUAAAUAUCACUGGUAAAGAC